Penicillium coprophilum is the source of this 639-nucleotide messenger RNA. RefSeq names its product meroterpenoid cyclase pyr4 (gene pyr4). Bases 1 to 639 code for a protein of 212 amino acids. Lineage: Eukaryota; Fungi; Ascomycota; Eurotiomycetes; Eurotiales; Aspergillaceae. The record is from RefSeq and is a predicted model, not a curated record. Gene Ontology annotation, molecular function: lyase activity. The transcript has 2 exons.
AUGGACGGGUGGUCAGACAUCUCAUCGGCGCCUCCGGAGUACCGCGAUGUUGCCUGGAUAGCAGAUCGGGCUCUAUUAGCCCAAGGACUAGGAUGGUCAAUCAACUAUCUGGCUAUGAUAUACCAAUCGCACAAAGACCGCACCUACGGUAUGGCUAUCCUGCCACUAUGUUGCAACUUCGCGUGGGAAUUUGUCUACACUGUCAUCUACCCCUCUCAAAAUCCCGCUGAGAGAGCCGUCCUCACAACAUGGAUGGUCCUAAACCUCUUUCUCAUGUACACGGCCAUCAAGUUCUCCCCCAAUGAAUGGCAGCAUGCCCCACUCGUCCGAAAGAGUCUUCCUGUGAUAUUUCCUGUGGCAAUCGCGGCAUUUACGGCGGGUCAUUUGGCAUUCGCUGCAACAGUGGGAGUGGCCAAAGCGGCCAACUGGAGCGCCUUUCUGUGCUUUGAGCUUUUGACCGCCGGUGCGGUCUGUCAGCUCAUGAGUCGGGGGUCUAGCCGGGGGGCGUCGUACACAAUCUGUCACCCUUUCGUCGCCUGGCAUGGUAUAAUGUGUUUCUCGCUGGAUAUUGCAUAUGUGGUUUUACUUUGGUACAUCCGUCGACAGGAGCACCGGGGCCAAUCGAAGAAAGUUAUGUGA